Metopolophium dirhodum (rose-grain aphid) is the source of this 2195-nucleotide messenger RNA. It is a transcript of the gene Fa2h, whose product is annotated as fatty acid 2-hydroxylase. The coding region runs from base 728 to 1720 and encodes 330 amino acids. The record is from RefSeq and is a predicted model, not a curated record. Gene Ontology annotation, biological process: fatty acid metabolic process; lipid biosynthetic process. Gene Ontology annotation, molecular function: iron ion binding; fatty acid 2-hydroxylase activity; heme binding. Gene Ontology annotation, cellular component: endoplasmic reticulum; membrane. Lineage: Eukaryota; Metazoa; Arthropoda; Insecta; Hemiptera; Aphididae. The transcript is spliced from 6 exons.
UUCUACACCUGUAAUAAAAGUUGGUCGUGGGCGCCGCGUGUUCGUUGGGUUCAGUGCGAUUUUUCUGUUUGCCCGCGAAUUGACAUCGUCGAAUAUCAGGUUGAUCGUAUAUCGUUUAGCCGCACAAAAACGGAUUUUAAAAAAUUCGUCCGCUCAGAUUUUUUUUUAAAAUUUUGUUCGUCCACUCGUAAAAAACAAAUUUAACCGUUAUCAAUUUAUCAUCCGUGGUGUGGAUUUCAAGUGAUAGCGGUGAACAAUAAUAAAAAAGCAACACAUUUUCGGGCGGGUCUGCGAGGCGCGAGCGCAUCCUUUGAUAAGAGAUAAAGCUGUACGAGCCUCAAUCGCGGCCGGUUGUCGUUUCGUCGUCACGUAAUUUAUAGUGACCAGUGUUCAUAAUUAUUAAAAAAAAUGCUAUAUAUAUUUCCGCCGUUUUCCGUAGUUAUUUUUCCGUUUGCGCGUUUUUGUUGAGCGGACGUGUUCAGUGUGCCGAUCGCCGUCACCGAAGUUGUGUUUGUCUCGUCCAUCGCAUCGAGUUAAGUUGAACCGGUUUGAAUGUGUGCCCGUCGAAUUUAUUUAUUCAAACGACUCUAGUGAUCCCAACCACGACGACCACCACCACACCGAAUAAUCGACCCCGUCUCUGAACCGUCUUCACCGUACAACUACGGCUAAUGGACUCGUGAACUACACGACCACCGUGUGCUCAUAGCCACAUAGCCACGAGAUAAUGUCCACGACGCCGUUCGUGGUCAAGCACGAUGGGAAGAAGCACAACAUUGAACACUUUUUGCGCUUCCAUCCGGGCGGCACCAACACAUUGUCAUUUCUGAAGAACGCCGAUGUCACCGACCGGCUGCUUACCACUCACCACUCUGCUGCUGCAUACGAGUUGCUCAAGGAUUAUAGAGUAGACGAGGAAGAUGUAAACAAACACAUUAGAGAAGAUGGCGAUCUAGAAAGUCUUGUAGAUUGGAAUCGACCUAUGUUUUGGCAAGUUGGAUCAUUAGGCCCAAAGUAUAAAGAAUGGGUGUUGGCUCCUGUUGAUCGAAAACUGAGAUUGUUCGGCUCCGACUUCAUAGAAUCGCUCACGAUUACUUCAUGGUAUAUGGUGCCAUCGAUUUGGAUACCUGUGAUGUUUUACCUGAUAUUCAUUGGUUACCAGAGGUUAAGAAGUUCACUAACCAGCACAGUAGAUCAAACAAUUACUUCAGAUCAUUUUUCGAUAGGAACUUUGGUCAUAAGUUCAACAAUUUUGGGAUUACUUUUGUGGCCUCUUAUUGAGUACACCAUUCAUCGCUGGCUGUUUCAUCUGCAGCCUCCAGACAACUCACCAUUACUUAUCACAUUGCAUUUCGGCAUUCACGGACUUCAUCACAAGGUGCCAUUCGACGACCGACGGUUAUUGUUUCCGCCGGGGCCGGCCGCAGUACUAAUAUCGGCUGCGUACGCUAUAUACCUGAUGCUGUUUCCUCAUUGGAUGGCGCCGCUCGUAUUAGCCGGCAUGAUUGCGGGCUAUGUAACUUAUGAUUUAAUACAUUUUUACUUACACUACGGAUGUCCCAGGGAAGGAUCGUACCUGUACACAAUGAAAAGAUACCACAACCAACAUCAUUUCGCGCACCACGAGAGCGGUUUCGGUAUCAGCAGCCAAUUUUGGGACCACAUAUUCGGCACAGCGAUUGCACUGAAAAAGCUUAGCCGAUGUUUAAAAUGGUACUAACCUACUACCCAUAAACUCGUGCCUUAUAAAUUAUGAUAUAUUAUAUAAAAAAAAAAACAAAUUAAAUUAUAACAUAAUAUAUAUAAACAUAUUCAUAUAUAUAUAAUAUAUAUAUAUGGUGUAUAUGUGUUGAUAUAUACAAUUAUUAUUAUUAUUAUUAUGAUACAAAAUAAAGAAAUCACACCAAAUCUCGGAGUGCCUAAUGAAACUUAAAUAUUACAAUUAAUUUAACAAAGAAUGACCCGCUCACGGAAGCAGUCAUAACACAAUGGUAUAAUAAUAUAUACAUGUAACUCGUCUCAUUUUGUUAUGCAUACAAUAUAUACAAAAAUGUAUUUAUUGUCGCUUUUCAUUGCUAUUUUUUUCAAAGGUAUUACAAAACUUUAAAGCUGUUUUGUUGUUACUCUGUACAUUAUCAUUAUUAUUAUUGUUUUUUUUUUUGUCUUUUUAAAUAAUAAAAACAAUAUUAUUUAUA